CUCGCUAGCACAGUCUCUCUCGGUUCGAAUUAAAACCCCCAAAACCACUCUCUCUUAAACCCUAACCAGAAACUCAAAAGAUCGUAACUUUAUCGAUCAGAAAUCUCUGUGGGGCCAUGCCAUCGUUUCAGGAUCGGGUUUCCAAGCACAUAUUUGCUGCAGUUUCUAAUCCAUUUCGCCAAUCAACGAGCUUGUCGACGAAGCUGCAUCGUUUUAGCACCACCGCCGAUCGUGGCGGUGAAAUGGAAGCAGCAUCAGAGCAACAGCCGCCGGAUCCCAUACCCAAUAGGCCCUUGAGAGGCCAAAGACUAUCAAAUCCCCAAACUUCCAAUCUCCAAUUCCUCAACAAAAACUCACCCAUUUCAGAGAGAAGGAGAGAGAGCCCUUCUUCUCCGCCAUUGCAGGACAGCAGCUUUCUUGAAAAGCUGAAGCUGGGACUCGACAAGUCGAAGAGGGAGGAGCCGCAGGAAGUUCCCGAGCCGCCGCAGCCGCCGGAAGAAGCGGACCAGAUAUUCAAGAAGAUGAAGGAGACGGGUCUGAUUCCGAAUGCGGUGGCAAUGCUUGACGGGCUAUGCAAAGAUGGUCUGGUCCAGGAGGCCAUGAAGCUUUUUGGGUCGAUGCGCGAAAAGGGUACGAUUCCUGAGGUUGUUAUAUACACUGCUGUGGUUGAUGGCUUUUGCAAAGCACAGAAGUUCGAAGAUGCUAAGAGGAUUUUCAGGAAGAUGCAGAGCAAUGGGAUUGUUCCUAAUGCUUUUAGUUACACUGUGUUGAUACAAGGGUUGUAUAGAGCUAAUAAUUUGGAGGAUGCUGCUGAAUUUUGUAGCGAAAUGCUGGAAGCCGGUCACUCGCCCAAUGUAGCUACUUUUGUCGGGUUGAUUGAUGCGGUUUGUAAGGAAAAGGAUAUGGAAGAAGCUGAGAGUGUUAUUGGGAAGUUGAAGCAGAAGGGGUAUAUGGUUAAUGAGAAGGCUGUUAAAGAGUUUUUGGACAAAAAGGCACCAUUUUCGCCGAGGGUUUGGGAAGCUAUCUUUGGGAAGAAUAAGUCACAGAGAAUGUUCUGAAUUCUCUUUGUUAUUAGAAGCAAAAGAAAUUCGCAGAGUAGGAUAUUAUGGGAUUCUUCUUGCCGACGGAACAAUAGGGCCGGAGUCAGGAGAUGGCGGUGCUAGUGCUAGUUGUGUGUUCACACAUUGUGAUAGAGGUAGUACAUGUGGGUAAUGCCUAGAGGAGAAGACAAAGAUUGCGACAGCAGUAGUAAGUUUAUAUCAGUAGCAGAGCAACAAUAGCAGUAACACAUUUCUGGGUUAGAGUUAGGAAUUAGGUAAAUCGAUGACUUGAAGAUUAGCUUCCAUGGAGUGGAGGUAGUGAAGCUAAGGGUGUGACUAAGGUCGUGAUCGUGGAAUUGGUAGCGCUCCUAGUUGACUUACCUUCAUGAAUGGCUGUGAUCUCCAUAUUCUGAAUGGGUGAAACAUAAAACUGACCUGUUGAAUUUGCUACGUUAUUUGAAGCAUUGUGAAGAUUGACACGGUUCUGCAUAGGUGUCUAGAGGAUAGUUCCCCUCUGUAAAGGCUACAGCUUUUGAUAAGUGAUCCUAAUAAAUUGGUGCAGUUUUCUCGUUUGUGAUAGAGUUGCAACGGUACAGGGUGGUAGACUUUUUUUUUUAAAUUUGUGGAAGCUCGAUCGUAGAUGGACAUACAAAGUUCUACUGACUCUCAUUUACUUGUGUGGUAUUUUUUUUCAAUCUGUCAAAACAAAGAUUGUUCCUUUGUGACCGAAAAGUCACGGGUUCAAGUCAUGGAAAUAGCUUUUUUGCAAA
Molecule: messenger RNA, 1810 nt
Organism: Malus domestica (apple)
Lineage: Eukaryota; Viridiplantae; Streptophyta; Magnoliopsida; Rosales; Rosaceae
Product: pentatricopeptide repeat-containing protein At4g38150
Molecular function (GO): protein binding
Source: RefSeq, a predicted model, not a curated record